This is a messenger RNA of Seriola dumerili (greater amberjack), 951 nucleotides long. RefSeq names its product retinol dehydrogenase 10-A-like. Bases 1 to 951 code for a protein of 316 amino acids. Gene Ontology annotation, cellular component: lipid droplet. The transcript has 5 exons. Gene Ontology annotation, molecular function: oxidoreductase activity, acting on the CH-OH group of donors, NAD or NADP as acceptor. NCBI's taxonomy places the organism in Eukaryota, Metazoa, Chordata, Actinopteri, Carangiformes, Carangidae. The record is from RefSeq and is a predicted model, not a curated record.
AUGAUUUUUCUCAUGGACCUCCAGAUGAUGCUGCUGGAUGUGAUUUACUUCAUCCUGCGCAACUCCGUGCGGGUCGUCCUGCGCCCGCGCACCAAGCCCAUUGACGGUGAGCUGGUGCUGAUCACCGGAGCAGGAGGUGGCCUGGGUCGUCUCUUUGCUCAGGAGUUCACCAAGCACGGUGCAGACGUGGUGCUAUGGGACAUCAACAGCAGUUCCAACGAGCAGACAGCCAAGCUGGUGCGUGAGAUGGGGGGCAAGGCGCACACCUACACGGUGGAUGUGACCAACCGGGAGGACGUGUAUCGCAAUGCAGAGCUUGUCAGAAAGGACCUGGGCCGAGACGUCACAAUGCUGGUGAACAAUGCCGGAGUGGUGGCAGGGGAGCGCAUGCUAGACUGUCCUGAUGAACUGAUGGAGAGGACCAUGAAAGUCAACUGUCAUGCCCUCUUCUGGACAGUGAAGGCUUUCCUCCCCCAGAUGAAGGCCCAGAAUCAUGGACACAUCGUGACCAUCGCCAGCGUCCUCGGUCUCUUCAGCACGGCUUGUGUCGAGGAUUACUGUGCCAGCAAGUUUGCUGCAGUGGGUUUCCAUGAGUCUCUGGCCCAUGAGCUGCUGGCUGAGGAGGUUGAAGGAGUGAAGACUACUCUCGUGUGCCCCUAUAUUGUGGACACAGGCAUGUUUGACGGCUGCAAGAUACGGGAGGAGCUGGAACUGCUGCUACCCCCUCUCGAGCCCCAGUACUGUGUUGAGCAGGCCAUGAACGCCAUCCUGAUAGACCAACCGCUGGUGUGCAUCCCUCGCCUCACCUACCUGCCUUUCCUCUCCAGAGCGUUGUUGCCAUGGGAAUCCAAUGUGGUUGUGUAUCGUUUCAUGGGGUCUGACAAGUGCAUGUACCCCUUCAUUGAUACCAUGAGGAAACAAGUGUCUAAUACCUCCAUUAAGGUUGCAUAA